AUGGCGAAAUUCUUUGGUCUUCGAGGUCAGGCGCUACAUCGUGCAAUGAUCUGGGCCGUAAUCAUGCCUGCUUACAUCCUGUUUGGGUACAACAAUGCAGUCGCUGGUGGACUACUUAGUCUGCGUGCCUGGAUUGAAACUUUUCCACAGCUCAACACCAUUACUGUCACGGGUACUCAGAAAACCCAAAAUUCUAGAUUGCAGGGAACAGUCGUUGCUCUGUAUACCCUGGGAUGCUUUCUUGGUGCCUUAUCCUGUAUAAGGAUCGGCGAUACCCUAGGUCGCAAACGAACAAUCAUGCUUGGAGCAGCUAUCAAUAUAGUUGGGGCUAUCCUUCAGUCUUCAUCCUAUUCUCUUGGCCAGUUGAUCGUUGGACGUCUUGUUUCCGGCUUAGGUUUUGGUGCUUUAACAGCAACCGCUCCAAAUUGGCAAUCCGAAUGUUCUAAAGCGCAACAUCGUGGCUGCGUGGUGCUUCUUGAAGGCUUGUUUAUCAGUGCAGGGUUAGCAACUGCUGCUUGGGUGAACUUUGGAUUGUCUCAUUCCACCGGAGGAGUCACUUGGCGUUUUCCACUAGCUCUCUCCAUCUUGUGGUCAAUUGUCGUUUUAAUAACCACACCGCAUAUGCCAGAAUCCCCCCGUUGGUUGAUCAAAAAAGGGCGCAUAGAAGAAGCACGAGAAGUUCUAGCAGCUUUAGACGAUAUGCCUAUAGAUUCAGCUCAAGUACAUGCCGAUAUAACAGAGAUUGAAGAAGGGCUUCUAUUAACCGGUAAAGGCUCAUUCCGUGAUAUCUUCCGCAUGGGCGACGAGCGUCUUUUCCACAGAGCUUGUCUUGCAGUAUGCGGCCAAAUGUUCCAACAAUUGAGUGGAAUAAACGCUCUCGCUUUUUAUCAAGCUACGAUCUUCGAGGUGGGCUUGGGACUAUCAGCACAGACAGCUCGAAUUUUGAGUGCUUGUGUCUUUACUUGGCAGACCUUUUGUUCACCAAUAGGAGUUUUGACAGUUGAUCGAUUUGGAAGGAGAAAGCUGAUGAUGUUUGCGGCCUUUGGAAUGGGAUCUUGCAUGGCGAUUAUUGCGGGGACUUCUUCGCAAAUAACCAAUACGUCUUGUGUGAUUGUCGCUGCAGUCUUCAUCUUCAUGUUUUCAUUAUUCUUUCCGACUGGAUUUCUGGGACUGACUUUCUUGUAUGCUUCGGAGAUCGCGCCGCUGAGCGUCAGAGUUCCUAUCACUGCUAUGUCAACAGGAAGUGCAUGGAUUUUCAACUUCACUGUGGCCGAAAUAACACCAGUCGGAUUCGCUACUAUAGGAUGGAGAUACUACAUUAUAUAUGCAUGUAUCAACUUCUUCCUCAUACUUCCCGGUGUAUACUUUUUCUUUCCAGAAACUAAUGGACGUCAUCUCGAAGAGGUUGAUCAAAUCUUCAUCCGGAGCAAAAAUGUUUUUGAAGCCGUACCCGUCUCUAAACGUAUGCUCAGAGGUUCUUUCAGUUUUAUCUGCACUGGAGGAGUCGAGAAGAACGAGGUUAUUCACGUUGAAAAGGGGAAACUAGCGAGUUUUGGAAUGGCUAAUGUCGCGACACACGCGCGUAGUAGCUCGGUAGGAGCCAAUGACAAUCAAGUCAUGGCAGGAGAAUUCUUUGUUGCCCUCUGGGAAUCCGUCUUCACACCCGGUCCCACUCCCGUCCUCCUUGUUGCGACCAACGUCACAUUCGCAGCUCUACAACUCGUGUUCUUACUCCUUUUGGUCGCUACGUACAGCAUCCAUUUUGUGGUUCUAUCGUUCCUAUGCGCCGGGUUAUGGUGGGCUAUAAAUUGGUUCGCUACGGAGCUGAAGAGUGUGAAAGAUGAAGAGGAAGCACGAAAGAAGACAGAAGGGGGAGCUGGAGGAGAUGGCAGUGAUACUGAGGCGGAGACUGUUGUUGAUGAGGAAGGCCCGCCCGGGAGCAAGGAUAUUGAGGUGUUGGAAAUGAAAGGAGAGUUGAAGGAUAGGUCGAAUUCUGUUGGAGGAGGAAACAAGAGUGAGGCUAGCACGGAGGAUGAGUGGGAGAAAGUUACCUCACGAUCCACCCUCAACCACCACGUCAACUCUUCAAAAUCAAUUUACAUCAACAAGAAAACCGGCAUCAUGAAGCUCGUCAGGUUUCUCAUGAAAUGUGCGAACGAAACGGUCACGAUUGAACUCAAAAAUGGCACAAUUAUCCACGGUACCAUAACUUCCGUCUCCCCGCAGAUGAAUACCGCUCUCCGCACCGUCAAGAUGACCCCUAAGAAUGGCACAUCUCUCUCACUCGAUACCAUCAACCUAAGAGGUUCCACAAUCCGUUAUUACAUUCUGCCUGAUUCGUUACCGCUCGAUACAUUGUUGAUAGACGAUGCACCAAAGCCAAAGAACAAGGCUAGAAAGGAAGUUACAGGUACUGCCGAUAGAGGCGGUAGAGGAGGUCCCCGAGGUGGACGAGGUGGAGGUGGAGGUAGAGGAGGCGGUGGUAGAGGAGGCGGUAGAGGAGGCGGCGGUGAUGGUGGUGGAUUCAGAGGAGGACGGGGCCGAGGCGGCGGUGGAAGAGGAUUUUAA
Molecule: messenger RNA, 2568 nt
Organism: Sclerotinia borealis F-4128
Lineage: Eukaryota; Fungi; Ascomycota; Leotiomycetes; Helotiales; Sclerotiniaceae
Source: the annotation of a GenBank genome assembly